UCCAACGGGUGCUGCUCCAACGGGUGCUGCAAGCCGGGCUGCUGCUGCUGGCCCUGCGCCGUGUGCUGCACCAAGUGCGCUCGGUGCUGCAUGCCCCGGUGCUGCCGCUGCCCCGGCUGCCCCAGCUGCGGCGGCUGCAUCAAGCGCUCGCUCUGCUUCGUCCCCCGCCUGCUCUGUUACCUGCCCCGCAAGCUCCUGAGCUGCCACCGCCUCAAGUGCCUCCUGCUGGUGGUGCUGGUGGUGGUGCUGGUGGUGGUCAUCAUCGCCGGAGCCUUGCUGAUGUGGCUGCGUGUGGACCAGCGCCGCGCUGAUGCCGUCCUAAGGAUGGGGCUGUGGAGAGAAGCAGCCUGGGAGGAGGAUGCAGCCACGUUCUAUGUGGAUGGUGGGGAUGGAAACCCGGCCACGGUCAUCUAUGACUACAAGAAUCUGCUGGUGAGCUACAGAUCCCUGCUCCACGGUGCCUGCUACAUCGCCCACAUGGACAAGGACAACAUCCCGGGCCUGGACACCAUGGCUGAGGCCUUCCAGCGCCGGCAGGAUGAGAAGAGACUUGCCAUGCCCCUGGCCGACCGCUCCAUCCUGGGCACCACCACCAGCAUCCUCUGCAGCAUCGUCCCUAUCUACUGGGCUUAACCUUGCUGGGUGUGUGCAAAGGGUACCAGUGCCUGCAGGGGACCAUCCAUUCCCCCAUCCAUCCAUCAAUCCCUCCAACCCUCAAUCCACACAUC
Messenger RNA from Neopsephotus bourkii (Bourke's parrot), 728 nucleotides. RefSeq names its product pulmonary surfactant-associated protein C-like. The record is from RefSeq and is a predicted model, not a curated record. Gene Ontology annotation, biological process: respiratory gaseous exchange by respiratory system. Bases 91 to 633 code for a protein of 180 amino acids. Gene Ontology annotation, cellular component: extracellular region; alveolar lamellar body. Lineage: Eukaryota; Metazoa; Chordata; Aves; Psittaciformes; Psittacidae. The transcript has 4 exons.